GGCUUUUGAAUGUUUAUUUCAAACUAAAUUCUUAGUGUAUUGAGCACACAUUUCGGAUAUGUGUAUUGAAAAUGUAUUUUGUUAUUAUAUUGAUACAUUUGAAUCAUCUGGUUAGUUGUUUCAUCGAAGAGGAAAAGAAAGAGAUAAAUGGUUCGAAUAGGAUCAAAAGAGUAGAUGUAAAAGAUCGAGAAUUCACGAACAGAAUAGUUUUUACAACGACAAGAGAAGAUGACCCAAGUUUAUGGUUUAAUAAUAAUUAUCAUCAAUAUGAAUACAUUGAACAGUUUUGGAUCGGGAAAACAAAGUAUAUCACUGCUCAAAUAAGUCAGAAGAAAACCAAAGAGGCAUUAAGUACUCUCAAAGAAGACCCGGAUAUAAAUGUUCUAAGACAAAGUUCUGAGAUUUCCUGGGUUAUACAAGAAAAGGCAUAUGUCAGAGUGAAAAGAACAGCAGAUACAGAAUGGCCCAACCUCUGGUAUUUGAAUGAUGAUGUAUCUCCGUCAAUGAAAAUCGACGAAGCUUGGGCGGCCGGUUACUCUGGUCAGGGUAUUAUAAUAGCAGUGUUGGAUGAUGGUUUACAGACAGACCACCCUGAUCUUGCAGUCAAUGUUGAUACUGACCAUGAUAUUGAUAUAUAUGGCUUCGAUCAUAAUCCCUAUCCUGCAACAGGAAGAAGUCACGGAACAGAAGUAAGUGGACUUAUAGGUGCAGUAAAGGACAAUAAUAUGUGUGUAGUUGGUGUGGCAUUUCGGUGUACUCUCAUAGGAAUUCGGAUUGCAGGUACUUACGCUCUAUCUGAUUCUGGGGAAGCUCGAGGCUUGAAUCACUAUAUUUCAAAUGUUGACAUAUACCACAAUAGUUGGGGACCUGGUGAUAGUUCUGGUUUCAAAGGACCCGGAUUACUUGCCAGAGAAGCACUGCAAUCUGGAGUAACUAAUGGAAGGAAUGGAAAAGGUGUUAUUUUCACAUGGGCAGCAGGUAAUGGACAACUUUCAGACAAUUGUAAUGCUGACGGCUAUGUCAAUAGUAUUUAUACUGUAGCCAUUACCGGUGUAGACAAUAGUAAAAAUGCAUGGUAUGCUGAAGUUUGUGCUCCUGCCUUAGCUGCAGCGUAUGGUGGAAGCCGGGAUGAUAGAUAUCUGACAACAACUACAACUUCAUCAGGAUGCAAAAGUGAUGGUAUCCAGGGGACGUCGUACGCAACAGCUAUUGCUUCUGGUAUUGUUGCGUUAACUCUCGAGGCUAACCCUAAUCUGACUUGGAGAGACAUUCAACAUCUGAUUGUUUUCACAUCAAACAGGAGUGGUUUUAACGACACCUACUCUAAUUGGUCAAUCAACGGAGCAAAUAAAGAAUUUAGCCAGGUACUUGGUUUUGGUUUGAUGGACGCAGAAGCUAUGGUGAAUUACGGGAAAAACUGGACAACAGUUCCAACGCAACAAAAUUGCACUUCAGCUACCAGUUCUCCAGAUUUGAGCACCAAUACAUCGGUAUCUGAUUCAAUUGAUGUAACAUCUGGUGACUGUUCAACGAUAAACUUUUUAGAACACGUGGUAGCUAACAUUUCAUUUUCCUACUCAAACAUGAGAGGUGUAACGAAGUUGUUUUUGGUAUCUCCAUCCGGAACCAGAAGUCAUCUAUUACAUUACAGAGAAAAAGACGCUGUCGAUAAUGGAACAGCAGGGACUCAAAGCUGGGCUUUUAUGUCAGUACAUUUUUGGAAGGAAACUCCAAUCGGAAUCUGGACUCUGGAAAUAAGUUCUCAUAAUAAGUCUGUAACCGUUACCUUAAAUAGCUGGUCACUUGAAUUUUACGGAACUUCAACCGAUCCAUGGCCAACACAUUUCAGUAGCGUCGUAACAACAGACACAACUAUAGACGUCGACACAACAACAUCAACGGUAACUGUUACUCCGUGUAAGUAG
Mytilus trossulus (common blue mussel) is the source of this 1925-nucleotide messenger RNA. RefSeq names its product furin-like. The transcript has 14 exons. Gene Ontology annotation, molecular function: serine-type endopeptidase activity. Gene Ontology annotation, cellular component: trans-Golgi network; Golgi membrane. The record is from RefSeq and is a predicted model, not a curated record. Gene Ontology annotation, biological process: protein processing. Lineage: Eukaryota; Metazoa; Mollusca; Bivalvia; Mytilida; Mytilidae. Bases 72 to 1925 code for a protein of 617 amino acids.